Molecule: messenger RNA, 617 nt
Organism: Lytechinus variegatus (green sea urchin)
Lineage: Eukaryota; Metazoa; Echinodermata; Echinoidea; Temnopleuroida; Toxopneustidae
Gene: rida
Product: 2-iminobutanoate/2-iminopropanoate deaminase-like
Exons: 7
Coding region: 220-612 (130 amino acids)
Cellular component (GO): cytosol
Molecular function (GO): deaminase activity
Source: RefSeq, a predicted model, not a curated record
CUUUGAUAUCUUUCAAGAUGGCAGGAAUAGUCAGGAAAAUUGUGAAAGUUUCAACUGCUCCUUCAGCUAUUGGCCCUUAUAGGAACCUGCAAUUUUAAGACAAGGUCAAGGAAUAGGUUGGAACUGCUGGUUAGUGAUCAGCAUACUCGUUACCGUACUCAGAACUGGCCUUUCUAUUAUACCCUGAUCUGAAAUUAUCUCUCGAGGGAGGCAUUUACAAUGAGUUCACUCAACGCAAAUAUGAAAAUCCCUAUCAGCCAAGCAGUGAUAGCUGGGAACACAAUGUAUCUAUCUGGACAGAUUGGUCUCAUUCCAGACAGUAAGAAAAUGAUUGAAGGAGGAAUCGAAGCAGAGACUGAACAGGCUCUGAAGAAUAUGGGAGAAGUGCUCAAAAGCCAAGGACUCUCCUACAAUAAUGUUGUAAAGACGACAGUUCUUAUGGCUGACCUGAAUGAUUUUCAGAAGAUGAAUGCCAUUUAUGCUAAAUAUUUUCCAAAAAACUUUCCUGCCAGGGCCGCAUAUCAAGUAGCACGGAUCCCAUUGGAUGGUCGAGUAGAGAUUGAAGCAGUGGCAGUUCUUGGUCAUAUUGUGGAUGAUGUGAGUCACCUGUGAAUUAA